Molecule: messenger RNA, 339 nt
Organism: Leptosia nina
Lineage: Eukaryota; Metazoa; Arthropoda; Insecta; Lepidoptera; Pieridae
Source: the annotation of a GenBank genome assembly
AUGAAACGAAAGCCCGCCGAGCUGCGUAUGAGUGGCGUAACGAGCACAGGAAGGGUCAAGCCGCCUGAAAGCGUCGCCGCUGCUUCCCACACUGGUCAGUGGUUUACUGGACAUCGCCGGUCAUCAAAUUCUUUGUUAGGAUUAUUGUCUCGCGCACAAAACACAACCCCUCGUCGUAGAGCGGCUUUGAAAGACAGUAGAUGGCAGCCGUACAACGGUGACGAAUGGCGACGAGGCGAGCUAGUGGAACAAGAUUUAUGCCGAACUGAAUUAGUACGAAAGGCGGAGCCCGACAAUGCACGUAGACUGCCCGAGAUCCAUGUUGACCUAUCGUUCUAA